Molecule: messenger RNA, 303 nt
Organism: Botrytis byssoidea
Lineage: Eukaryota; Fungi; Ascomycota; Leotiomycetes; Helotiales; Sclerotiniaceae
Exons: 3
Coding region: 1-303 (100 amino acids)
Source: RefSeq, a predicted model, not a curated record
AUGUCCCGCACCAAAAACUACCACAGUCGCGAUCGACCAGACCGUGAGAGACCUUUGCCAAGACGCGUCAUCAUUCCACAAGAUGUUUCAGAUAGGCUAGCCUCACCCACAAUCAUUCCCUCGGUCAAGAUCAAUUUUGCGGCAAGCAGAAACGCAGAAAUUCUGGCGUGGGAAGCUUUCCAAGAAGCGGUUCGGGUUCAAACAAGGGCGGUGGCUGCUUACCAAAACGCCGCUGGCAAUUUCAAGUUGGCCUGGGAGGAUUUUCGGAGCGAGAGCGCGAUCGUAACGCCUGCGACAGUUUGA